This is a messenger RNA of Heteronotia binoei (common prickly gecko), 3780 nucleotides long. RefSeq names its product forkhead box K2 (gene FOXK2). The transcript has 9 exons. The record is from RefSeq and is a predicted model, not a curated record. Gene Ontology annotation, molecular function: DNA-binding transcription factor activity, RNA polymerase II-specific; protein binding; RNA polymerase II cis-regulatory region sequence-specific DNA binding. Bases 16 to 1899 code for a protein of 627 amino acids. Gene Ontology annotation, biological process: regulation of transcription by RNA polymerase II. NCBI's taxonomy places the organism in Eukaryota, Metazoa, Chordata, Lepidosauria, Squamata, Gekkonidae.
GCUGUCUCGGCCAAGAUGGCGGCGGGCACGGCAGCGGCGGCGGCGGCGGUGGCUCGGCUGGAGGGCCGCGAGUUCGAGUACCUCAUGAAGAAGCGCUCGGUGACCAUCGGGCGCAACUCGUCGCAGGGCUCGGUGGACGUGAGCAUGGGCCACUCCAGCUUCAUCUCGCGCCGCCACCUCGAGAUCUUCACCGCCCCGCCCGCCGCCGCCGCCGCCGCCGAGGCCCAGCCGCAGCCCGACGGCGACUUCUACCUGCGCUGCCUCGGCAAGAACGGCGUCUUCGUGGACGGCGUCUUCCAGCGCCGGGGGGCGCCGCCGCUGCAGCUGCCGCGAGUGUGUACAUUCAGGUUUCCGAGCACAAACAUCAAGAUAACAUUUACAGCUUUAUCCAAUGAAAAAAGAGAAAAACAGGAGUCCCCACAGUCCCCAGUGAAACCUGUGCAGCCCCAGAUCUCUCCCCUGACAAUAAACAUUCCAGACAACAUGGGUCACCUGAUCAGCCCUCUGCCUUCUCCCACAGGAACCAUCAGUGCUGCAAAUUCUUGCCCAUCUAGCCCCCGUGGUGCAGGUUCUUCAGGGUACAAAAUGGGUCGUGUAAUACCAUCGGACCUGCAUCUAAUGGCUGACAAUUCACAGUCAGAAAAUGACAAAGAAGCAUCAGGGGGAGAUAGCCCAAAGGAUGACUCAAAGCCCCCUUAUUCCUAUGCACAACUAAUCGUACAAGCAAUUACAAUGGCACCUGAUAAGCAACUCACACUAAAUGGAAUUUAUAUGCACAUAACUAAAAACUAUCCUUACUACAGAACAGCAGAUAAGGGCUGGCAGAAUUCAAUACGUCACAACCUCUCUCUGAAUCGUUAUUUCAUCAAAGUACCACGUUCCCAGGAAGAACCAGGCAAAGGGUCCUUCUGGAGGAUAGACCCGGCCUCUGAAAGCAAACUGAUAGAACAGGCUUUUAGAAAAAGACGGCCAAGGGGAGUACCUUGCUUUAGAACUCCACUGGGACCUCUAUCUUCUAGAAGUGCUCCAGCUUCCCCUAACCAUUCAGGAGUGCUGUCUGCUCAUUCAAGUGGUGUGCAGACCCCAGAGAGCCUGUCAAGGGAAGGCUCCCCUGUUCCAUUGGAGCCUGAGCCAAGCACUCUCCAGCCAAAGCUAGCUGUGAUACAGGAGGCACGAUUUGCACAGAGUGCACCAGGAUCACCCUUAUCUAGCCAGCCUGUUUUAAUUACUGUACAGAGGCAGCUACCACAAACUAUGAAACCUGUCACGUACACUGUUGCAACUCCUGUGACAACAUCGACUUCCCAGCAACCUGUAGUACAAACAGUUCAUGUUGUCCAUCAAAUACCAGCUGUUUCUGUCACAAAUGUGACUGGAUUAGCACCAGCAAAUACUUACACUGUAGCUGGUCAAGCAGUGGUCACACAGGCAGCAGUGGUGGCCCAGCCGAAGGGAGAACCUCAAGAGAAUGGAGACCACAAUGAAUUGAAAGUUAAAGUGGAAACUUUACCUGCAGUUAGCCAUACGACCAUAGGAGCUGCUAGUCGGAUCAUUCAGACCUCUCAGACUGCUCCCCUACAGACAGUUACCAUAGUGCAACAAACGCCUCUAGGUCAACACCAGCUGCCAAUAAAAACUGUAACACAGAAUGGAACACACGUCGUCCCCAUCACCACAGCAAUUCAAGGUCAGGCCAACUCUGCUGCUGCAAGUCCCUUACACAUGCUAGCUACCCAUGCAUCUGCUUCAGCUUCUCUUCCAACAAAACGGCAGAAUGGAGACCAUUCUGAACAGCAAGAAUUGAAACGUAUCAAAACAGAGGAUGGGGAAAGCAUAGUCAUUGCUGUGAAUAUUGACGCCCCACCUGUGGCAGUGAGUGAACAAAGCAGCCAGAACUAGGAAUAUUUCUUCUUAAAAUAAUGCUCCAUGGUGCCAAAAGGAGACAUAUAAACACAUAAAACAUUGAACAUGUUCUCACACAGUGGGGAAAGGGGCCCUGUGAUCAGACGUCAAUUUUCAGCACUGAGAAAAACACAGGUGGCCUUACAACUUCUAAUUUAAGCAAAGAAAUGAAGCAAAACUAGGCUGUGACCCCUCCCCCCUACUCCUCCUUGCCAUUCUGAAGUGACUCUGCAUACCUGGAGAGACACAAGUUGGGGAAGGCUGCAACUUUAAAAAAACCCUCUAUCAGAUUAUUUUAAGGAUUGAGUAUCUUGGUAUAUCACACAGCAUGAUAAGUGCUUCAUAUGACUGGAUUUCAAAUGAUUGUAUAUUCCUCAAAGGGAACAGAGGCAAGGAGCCAUUCCUACAUCCUGGCAGCUAGCCUUUCAUAACGACCUACAUGAUGCAGUUGUUGGUAGAUAUGCCGUAUUUUGUUCAGAUGUGGAAUUAGAAAUUUUUGACGUGUACUUUCAGUUUUUUUUUCAAAAUAAUGGGGUCUCUGACAUUUCAACUCACUCCAUUUUUACUCCAGAAACUUUGGAAUCACACAAUACUUUUCAUGUGAAACUUUGUUUGGUAAAACUGAAUGUAGGGUUUUUUAACCAAUGGAAUGAUUUAAUUUUGUCCUGUUAAAAGUUCAGAUAAAGCUACUUUGUUACAUCUGCAAAUUUUCAUAUUUUAGCAGUUGCCUGAUAAAUUUAAUCAAAUUUUAUUAUCUUGUGUAGUGAUCAAAUGCUUCUUUGGGCUUGCAUGUAACUGAUUAGAAAUUACAGUGUAAAUGAACCGUUAACUGACGUAAAGAACUGCUAUGAAUUUGACCAGAGCUGCACUUAACCUGUUUCUCUUUCUUGCUACCUUUUGCUGUUUGUUAUUUUGUGUUGGCUUUGACUGUCCCUGGCAUAUUUUUCCAGUCUAAAGUAAAAUAAGAGUCUCGCUUAACAUUGUGUAUGUUUAAAAUGACAACUGAUCAUUUAGCAAAGAGAAAAUUCUUUAUCAUGUCCUUUUUAAAAAAAAAUCUUGUCAGAGGUAUAUUCAGUAUUUUUAAGUGUAAACACCCCACCAGUAGAAAUUAAUCUGAUGAAUUUAUUCUUAACUUUUGAAGUCAUAUACAGACCUUCUGAGUAGCUAUUGUGGUUUUCUAACAAUGGCUACUGUGCUAUAAUAAAUGUGGUUUUUUUUUAAGUGUGUGUUCUGCAGUUGAACAAUUAAAAGCUACUUCUCAAGAGUUGUGAUAGUAGAAUACACCUUGCAUUUCAGAAGUGAACUGAAUAAAAAGCUAAGGCUGCUGUUAUAUCCUUAAUUUGCACACUGUCUUGUCACAUACUAAGGUGAGUUAAAGAUGCAGUCUGGGCUUUAACCCCCUCCCCUUCACCUCCUUUUUUUUUGCUAUAUCAUUAUUUAUGGCUUUUUCUACUUUUACUUCAAAAACCACCUGUAUUUUCAUGAUGGACUUAAAUAGCUUGGAAUGGCUUAUAUUUAGACAGUUUUUAGAAAUUGUUUUAUCUGAAGACCAAAUACAAGAAAUCUGUACCAAGUAUCAUGUUAACCCACACAAAACAGCUGUCAAGGUGUCAUUACAGAUAAUGCAUAUUAAACUAUUAUGAAAAAUUGCUGUACACUAGCUGAAUUUAUAACAGUCGCAAUAAGGGAUAAAAACCUAAUUUCUCUUAACUGCAAUAUUCUACUUUUUGCACUGUGGUCACCUCAUUUAGAAGCAACUGUAUUGAAUAAUUGGGAAAGACUUGGAUACAAACCUACUGAUUCAUGAAUACUAGGCACACUGAUGCAAGUUUUUGAAUAAAAAAAAUCUGGUGAAAUACUUCCAGUCAAUCAAAAUUA